UCUAUAAAUGUAGAACAGAAGACAUACGUGUCCUUUGACACUUUUUAAAAUUAUACUUUAAUAAAAAAAUUUUAGCCAUCAUUGAUUAUUUUUCAAUGUUUUCAUUAAAACUUGUCAACUUUUGUUUUUUACUAUUUUCUGUGAUUUUAUAUACAAGAGCAGACCAGAUUUCAAAAAAAAAAGUAGUUAUGUUAGAUGAUUUACUUGAGUAUUUGGGAUGGACAAAUUUAGUCGAAAUACAUUAUAUAAAAUAUUACAAAACAGCAUAUUAUCUUCAAACUCUUAUUGAUACACCUACGUGUGUCUCUAAAGGUAAUAUGAAAAUACGAGCUUUGACUGUAUAUCUUGGAUGCUCAUACGCAAAAAUUAUAGAUAAUAUUUUUUUUGUUAUAAGUAUGGUUACAAAACAGUGUGAAAAAGUAAUUGGCAAAAAGAGACACUUAAUAGAUGGAUUCAUUUGCACAGAAGAACUCAUAAACAUGAUAAUCAGAUCAAUUGCUCCAAUGGCAUCAUUGAUGAAAAGCGCUAUGGACGCUUUGGAUUCAUUACAUACCAGACCAUGGGCUACUUCUGGUAUACCUCAUUAUAUGGUAAAUUCUUUAUUAGGGAAAAUAGGAAAUAUUCUUGACGACUUAAAUAUAGAAACGCUAUCACGUGAUGAUAAAUCUACAUACUAUUCCACAUUGCAAAUUAUAUAUUUAAUUUCACUGAAAACAAUGAACGAUGUAAAAUGUGAAACUAAAAGUUAUUGUGAAUUUGUACUUUUUGAUAACAAGUAUUUAUUGAAUGAAUGGACUAAUGAAUAUAAAGCCUUUAUUGAACAAAAUGAAAAAUUAUUAUUUAUCAAAUUCUUAACCAAAAAAAUUAAACAUUAUACAAAAACAGUAAUUAUAGAAAAGUAUUUUCAGCUCGGAUUUAAAUUUGACCCGAUAACAGAAGAAACAUUUAUACCAGACUUAAAGGAGAAAAAAUUAGAAAUAGAAUUGGAAUUUAAAUUAUUAAAUGAAGAGCCUUUAAUUUCAAUAUAAAUAGAAACUCGUUAAAUGUUGUAUUGCAAUUAAUGUUAAUGAUUAAAUUUAUUUUCACUAUUUUAAUCACUAAACAUUAAUAAUGUAAUUUUAAUGUAUUUUAAAAUUUAACAUAGGAAAUUAUUUAAAAAAAUUUUUAAUUAUUAUUGAAAAAUUUAAAUAUAAACGAUUCAUUUAUUUAUUAGUUGUACUCCCAGAAAAGUUUUAUGAAUAUAGUAUUUAUAUUAACAAUUAUUAGAGGUGGAGUGUGGGUUUUCUAACAACAAAUAUAACUUGACUGACUCACCGAGGAAUAAAAAUAUUAAAAACUUUAGAAAUAUUGGUUUAUUUUACGGUCGACCUAAAAAUAUGGCAUUGCGUCAUAUUUUUACAUCAUACAAUGGACUUAUUCUGUUAACUUCUAAAAUAUUAAAUUACAAAAAUUUGUUAACGUUAAAUGAUUAAUUACAAUAAAACGCUUUUAUCGACAUUUUCAAUGCAAAAAAAUAGUAUUUUUUAUUCGAACUAAAAUUUUU
Messenger RNA from Daktulosphaira vitifoliae (grape phylloxera), 1543 nucleotides. RefSeq lists its product as uncharacterized. The transcript has 3 exons. The record is from RefSeq and is a predicted model, not a curated record. NCBI's taxonomy places the organism in Eukaryota, Metazoa, Arthropoda, Insecta, Hemiptera, Phylloxeridae. The coding region runs from base 96 to 1028 and encodes 310 amino acids.